Molecule: messenger RNA, 1917 nt
Organism: Antechinus flavipes (yellow-footed antechinus)
Lineage: Eukaryota; Metazoa; Chordata; Mammalia; Dasyuromorphia; Dasyuridae
Product: zinc finger protein 160-like
Exons: 5
Coding region: 1-1731 (576 amino acids)
Biological process (GO): regulation of transcription by RNA polymerase II
Molecular function (GO): RNA polymerase II cis-regulatory region sequence-specific DNA binding; DNA-binding transcription factor activity, RNA polymerase II-specific
Source: RefSeq, a predicted model, not a curated record
AUGGCCUCGGGCAUCCGGAGACUCUCUUCCCAGGAAUUGGUGACAAUCAAGGAUGUUGUGGUGGACUUCACUGAGGAGGAGUGGGGGCUCCUGGACCCUUCUCAGAAGGAGCUUUACAAGGACGUCACGCUGGAGAAUGUCCAGAACCUGCUGUCCCUGGCCUCUAAAACUUUCACCUCUGCACAACAUCAGAGAAUCCACACUGGAGUGAAACUUUUUAAAUGUAAUCAAUGUGGAAAGGCUUUCAUACGGAGUGCCCAUCUUGCUUUGCAUCAGAGAAUCCAUACUGGAGAGAAACCUUUUAAAUGUAAUCAGUGUGGAAAGGCUUUCACACAGAGUGCGAGUCUUGCUGGACAUCAGAGAAUCCACACUGGAGAGAAACCUUUUAAAUGUAAUCAAUGUGGAAAGGCUUUCACAAAGAGUGCGAGUCUUGCUGGACAUCAGAGAAUCCACACUGGAGAGAAACCUUUUAAAUGUAAUCAAUGUGGAAAGGCUUUUAAAAUCAGCUCAGAUCUUGCUUUGCAUCAGAGAAUCCAUACUGGAGAGAAACCUUUUAAAUGUAAUCAAUGUGGAAAGGCUUUCACAUGGAGGUCCUAUCUUGCUGUACAUCAGAGAAUCCACACUGGAGCGAAACCUUUUAAAUGUAAUCAGUGUGGAAAGGCUUUCAUGCGGAGUGCCCAUCUUGCUGCUCAUCAGAGAAUCCACACUGGAGAAAAAUCUUUUAAAUGUAAUCAAUGUGGAAAGGCUUUCAUACGGAGUGCCCAUCUUGCUUUGCAUCAGAGAAUCCAUACUGGAGAGAAACCUUUUAAAUGUAAUCAGUGUGGAAAGGCUUUCACAUCCAGCUCCGAUCUUGCUAGACAUAAGAGAAUACACACUGGAGUGAAACUUUUUAAAUGUAAUCAAUGUGGAAAGGCUUUCACACAGAGUGCGAGUCUUGCUGGACAUCAGAGAAUCCACACUGGAGAGAAACCUUUUAAAUGUAAUCAAUGUGGAAAGGCUUUUAAAAUCAGCUCAGAUCUUGCUUUGCAUCAGAGAAUCCAUACUGGAGAGAAACCUUUUAAAUGUAAUCAGUGUGGAAAGGCUUUUAAAAUCAGCUCAGAUCUUGCUAGACAUCAAAGAAUCCAUACUGGAGAGAAACCUUUUAAAUGUAAUCAGUGUGGAAAGGCUUUCACAUCCAGCUCCGAUCUUGCUAGACAUAAGAGAAUACACACUGGAGAGAAACAUUUUAAAUGUAAUCAGUGUGGAAAGGCUUUCACAUCCAGCUCCACUCUUAAUAGACAUAAGAGAAUACACACUGGAGAGAAACAUUUUAAAUGUAAUCAGUGUGGAAAGGCUUUCACACAGAAGGGUAAUCUUACAUCACAUGAGAGAAUCCACACAGGAGAGAAACCAUUUAAAUGUGAUCAGUGUGGAAAGGCUUUUAUAUCCAGCUCUGAUCUUGCUAGACAUAAGAGAACACAUACUGGAGUGAAACUUUUUAAAUGUAAUCAAUGUGAAAAAGCUUUCACAUCCAAGUCCUAUCUUGUUACACAUCAGAAAAUCCACACUGGAGAGAAACCUUUUAAAUGUAAUCAGUGUGGAAAGACUUUCAUAGUGAGAGCCAGUCUUGCUGCACAUCAGAGAAUCCACACAGGAGAGAAACCUUUUAAAUGUAAUCAAUGUGGAAAGGCCUUUAUAUGCAGCUCCCAUCUUGCUAGACAUCACAGAAUCCACAAGAAACUUUCUUUUUGAUGGGUUUGUUUUUUUUUUUUUUUUUUUUUGGAUAGGACAGAUUAACAGUGGGAAAUACUAGCCAGAGGCUUGUUCCUCCCCUGAUCCUCUAAUCUAAAAUAAUAAGGAACACAUUAUUACAAUAAUGAUACAUGCAGUGGAACAGACGGACUGAGGAAGCUUUGAAAAAUUGUUAAUUAAUUUCAU